AUGGACUCUAAUAGCAAAUCUGAAUUAUGGUUUAGUCCCUAUUCUGACUCUCGUGGAGAUAAACUGAGUGAAUUUAUAUCUGCCAACAACCUAUUUGUUAUUAAUGAAGAUUAUGGACCUACGUUUCAGGCAACUCAGGGUUCUAGUUAUAUAGAUGUUACUGUUAUUGGUUCAGAUCUUCUCCAGGAUAUUUCGAGUUGGCGACUGUCUGAAAAAGAAUCCCUUUCUGAUCAUAUGAUGAUUGAAUUUGAAUUUUGUCUUCUACGUUCUUACGAGACACCUCAAAUGUUCCUUUUAAAAUCUUCAAUACAGGGAAAGCAAAUUGGGAUCGCAUCUCAAAUUUCCAUACCUGUUAGGAAUCAUGGUAAGCACAAUGUUCCUUGGUGGUCUGCCGAAAUUUUUUGUAUGAGAAAAAGGCUUAAUGCCUCUAGGCGUAGAUUUCAGCGUUGUAAAAAUCCGCCUCUUAGAGAACUUUAUAAAAGUAAAUAUCUUGAAUAUAGAAAAGUUUACAAUCUAAAGCUUGCCGAUGCUAAAUCUCAGUCUUGGAAAACAUUUCUUUCGACCAUUGAUGUUCACAAUGUAUGGAAAAAGAUUUACACGUAUGGAGUUAAAAGAGAUUUCAUGAAAAAAAUUGAAAUAACUGGUAUUUGUCUUUCCACUGGAGAGACAACCAACUCUUUAGAAGAGACAAUUACUGCUGUGCUUCAGAAAUCUUUCCCCUCGGAUCUAGAGGAAAAUGAUGAUGAUUUGCAUAAGGAAUACCGUCAAGCUGCGC
Molecule: messenger RNA, 775 nt
Organism: Stegodyphus dumicola
Lineage: Eukaryota; Metazoa; Arthropoda; Arachnida; Araneae; Eresidae
Source: RefSeq, a predicted model, not a curated record